Molecule: messenger RNA, 639 nt
Organism: Racocetra persica
Lineage: Eukaryota; Fungi; Glomeromycota; Glomeromycetes; Diversisporales; Gigasporaceae
Source: the annotation of a GenBank genome assembly
AUGGGAAAUUGUAGUUGUCGCUCAAAUAUAAAUAAUCAACUUGAAAGUGGUGAAGAACAUGGUACGCAAGACCAGCCCUCUACCACGGAAAAACGAAGUAGACCCUCUUCAAAGAAACCUGUAUUACCUACAUUACCAAUACCCGGAUUUAAUGAAGAUGAAAAUUUACGAUAUCCUCUUUAUGAUAAUGAUGACAUAAUCUCGCAUUCACAAUUACUACAUAAUAUACACAGAUAUAUAUGGCAAAAUAAUUUUAGUUCCCCUGUAGACGAUUUAUUAAGAAAAGGAAGUGCAAGAGUAUUAGAAAUCGGUUGUGGUGAUGGACUUUGGACUAUUGAUUUGGCAAAAGAAUUUACUUGGAGUCGUUUCACUGGUAUUGAUGCUCAUCAAAAAUUUGACCAAAGAGUUGAACAUACAAACGUUACUUUCUUAAAAGCUGACGUUUUGGAUGGUUUACCUUUUGACCCUGAUACUUUCGAUCUAGUCUUUAUGAGAUUCUUAUCUUUUAGUGAAAGGCAAUGGUUGGAAAAAGUCGCCAAUGAGAUAGUUAGAGUUUGUAAACCUGGUGGUUGGGUUGAAAUAAUGGACUGUACUAACCAAUACGCUCCAAAAGGUUCUGCCACAAGCCAAUUGGAGAUG